Molecule: messenger RNA, 342 nt
Organism: Cylicostephanus goldi
Lineage: Eukaryota; Metazoa; Nematoda; Chromadorea; Rhabditida; Strongylidae
Source: the annotation of a GenBank genome assembly
AUGGGACUCGUCACAUAUACUUUAUUUAUAAUUUUCCUUGGGUCAGCGGAGGCACAAUCAAUUACUACGCUGCAGUUUGUGGAGUUUUGGUUCCGACAUGGUGAACGAUUGCCCACCGACUACGUCUACUUUCCCAAAGAUCCUCCUCCACCAGUUCCAUACACGGAAGCAGAAGCCGGUGAACUCACCAACAGAGGAGUGAAAAUGACUUUUCUGAGAGGAGAAUUCAUCCGGAAAAAUUAUGGAGACUUUUUAGGCACCGCUUAUAAACCAUCUCAGAUACGUGUUUGGACCGGUAAUGAUAACCGUACUGUGGCCUCUGCUGAAGCGGUCCUAGCUGGA